CCGCUAUCCUGACAAUGGUGGUGUCAUCAACUUUGCCUCCUGGUUCUCCUUUGCCUUCCCCACCAUGCUCGUGUUACUGGUUUUGGCAUGGAUUUGGCUGCAGAUCCUGUACUUGGGCUUUAAUUUUAAGCAGAAUUUUGGUUGUGCUGCAAAUCCCUCUGCAAAGGCUAAGGAGCAAAGGGCCUAUGCCAUCAUCAAGGAAGAGAGCAAGAAAUUGGGCAAAAUGAAGUUUGCAGAAAUAGCAGUUUUGAUCCUCUUCAUACUCCUGAUACUGCUCUGGUUUACAAGAGAACCUGGGUUCAUACCAGGCUGGGCAACAGUUCUCUUCAACCAAAAUGGUGAAAGCUACGUCACUGAUGCUACAGUUGCCAUCUUCAUUUCAGUUUUGUUGUUCAUCAUCCCUUCUGACUUUUCCAGCAGAGAAGAACAACACACAGGAGGCAAGUCAAAGUUCCGAGCACCUCCUCCUCUCUUGGACUGGAAAGUAGUUCACCAGAAAAUGCCGUGGAACAUUGUGUUUCUGCUGGGAGGUGGCUUUGCCUUAGCCAAAGGCAGUGAGGAAUCUGGUCUGUCUGCAUGGUUAGGUACCAAACUGACUCCUCUGCAGCAAAUCCCUCACCCUGCCAUUGCUUUCCUGUUGUGUCUCCUGAUUGCCACUUUCACUGAGUGCACCAGCAACGUGGCCACCACCACCCUCUUCCUCCCUAUUCUGGCUUCAAUGGCUGAAGCAAUCUGCCUCAACCCACUCUAUGUCAUGCUGCCCUGUACACUUUCUGCAUCACUGGCAUUCAUGCUCCCAGUGGCCACUCCUCCCAAUGCCAUUGUCUUCUCAUAUGGACAGCUCAGAGUUAUUGAUAUGGCCAAAGCUGGAAUUGUGCUCAACAUCCUGGGAGUCCUGACAAUAACUCUUGCCAUCAACACUUGGGCUUCAUCUUUGUUCCAACUGCAAACUUUCCCAUCUUGGGCAAACGGGACAUGCCCAUAA
Acanthisitta chloris (rifleman) is the source of this 985-nucleotide messenger RNA. RefSeq names its product solute carrier family 13 (sodium-dependent dicarboxylate transporter), member 2 (gene SLC13A2). Gene Ontology annotation, molecular function: transmembrane transporter activity. Lineage: Eukaryota; Metazoa; Chordata; Aves; Passeriformes; Acanthisittidae. The record is from RefSeq and is a predicted model, not a curated record. The annotation marks the transcript as partial. Gene Ontology annotation, biological process: monoatomic anion transmembrane transport. Gene Ontology annotation, cellular component: membrane. The transcript is spliced from 7 exons.